AUGGUCUAUUCCUCAACGAUCAAUACAUUCACCAGAGAAUUCAAGUCAUCACAGCACUACUUUCCCCCUUUGCCAUCCACAUCCAACGCACGCCGUCAGCUCAAAGCUCAGAAAAAUCGAAUCCUCGAUUCGGAAGGUAGACCCUUCGGGUGUUACUCACCUCAAGGUAAGAGAGUAGGGUGGCAUAAUUCUCGUACUGUAAAUUCACAAGAUACUUUGGAUCAAAGAAUGAAAGAAUUGAAGAAAGCUGCUAUCAAAUCUAGGCAAGCUCAACUUGAGAAGAAAUCAAAGGCGAGAUCAGAGAAUUCUAGGAUCAGUACUUCGGAAGAUUAUUCUUCGCAGAGACCUUUGGGCGACCAGCCGCGGAUCCGAGAUCUACCUCCUCAUUUCCCCCAACCUAUGAAAGCUAUCAAGUCUAGCCAUAAUGAUCGCGCUGACACCCUGACUCCCUCAUCUAACAUUGGGAGAGAAACUACCUCCCGCUCAACAGACACGGUUGUCAACCAUCACCCAAUGUACUCUGAUCGACUUGGGGAAGAAGAGGAAUUUAGUCGAUUCGAACCUUCUUCGCCUAUCGGAGGUGCAGGAACUGUGGCGGAAUCAUGUUACGACGUACUCGACACCACGUCCUUCGAUUCCAUGCUAGCUAGAAGGCUUCCUCCCUCUUCACCAAUGAAAGCAUCUCCCGUUGGAGUCCAAAAGGUAGCGAAAAAAGCGUAA
Messenger RNA from Kwoniella shivajii, 720 nucleotides. RefSeq lists its product as uncharacterized. The record is from RefSeq and is a predicted model, not a curated record. NCBI's taxonomy places the organism in Eukaryota, Fungi, Basidiomycota, Tremellomycetes, Tremellales, Cryptococcaceae. Bases 1 to 720 code for a protein of 239 amino acids. The transcript is spliced from 2 exons.